AUGAAGGUCAAAAGCAUGAACACUAGGGCGAUGAUAACCACUCUAUUGUUUCUAAUCAGCCUCGCCUUCGCUGAAGAUCCAUACAGAUUCUUCGAAUGGCACGUAACCUAUGGCAACAUAUCUCCUCUUGGUGUUGCGCAACAGGGUAUAUUGAUUAACGGGAAGUUUCCAGGACCAGACAUCAUCUCUAUUACCAAUGACAAUCUCAUCAUUAACGUAUUCAACCAUCUCGACGAACCUUUCCUUUUGUCUUGGAACGGGAUUCGAAAUUGGAAAAAUUCGUUCCAGGAUGGAGUCUACGGAACGAUGUGCCCAAUCCCACCGGGGAAGAACUACACUUACGCUCUUCAGGUUAAAGAUCAGAUCGGAAGUUUCUACUACUUCCCCUCUCUAGGAUUUCACAAAGCUGCCGGCGGAUUCGGAGGUAUCCGUAUCUCCAGCCGUGCAUUGAUCCCCGUCCCCUUCCCCACUCCGGCCGAUGAUUACACUCUCCUAGUAGGCGACUGGUACAAAACCAACCACAAGGACUUGAAGGCACAACUCGAUAAUGGUGGAAAACUUCCUUUACCAGAUGGAAUUCUCAUAAAUGGUCGUAGUAGUGGCGCCACUCUCAACAUUGAACCAGGUAAGACUUAUAGACUGAGGAUAUCAAAUGUUGGAUUACAGAACUCCCUCAACUUCCGAAUCCAAAACCAUACGAUGAAGUUGGUUGAGGUCGAAGGGAGAUACACUAUUCAGAAUCUUUUCUCUUCGCUUGAUGUUCACGUUGGUCAAUCUUACUCGGUCCUUAUAACAGCCGAUCAGCCUGCAAAAGAUUAUUACGUUGUCGUCUCUAGUAGGUUUACAUCAAAGAUACUCACUACUACUGGAGUUCUUCAUUACAGUAAUUCUGUUGCACCUGUUUCUGGACCUAUUCCAGAUGGACCAAUUAAGUUAAGCUGGUCUUUUAACCAAGCUCGAGCUAUCAGGACCAACCUUACAGCAAGCGGACCAAGGCCAAACCCACAAGGUUCAUACCGCUAUGGUGUGAUAAACAUCACCCGAACGAUCAGACUUGCUAACAAUCUUGGACAUAUUGAAGGCAAGCAACGAUACGCCGUGAACAGUGCAUCAUUUUACCCAGCAGACACCCCUUUGAAACUAGUGGAUUACUUCAAAAUUGACGGUGUAUACAAGCCUGGAAGUAUAUCUGACCAGCCCACAAAUGGAGCAAUAUUCCCUACCACAUCUGUAAUGCAAGCUGAUUUCAGAGCCUUUGUGGAAGUUAUUUUCGAGAAUUCGGAAGAUAUUGUCCAGAGCUGGCACCUCGACGGUUACUCUUUCUACGUUGUUGGAAUGGAACUUGGGAAGUGGAGUCCUGCCAGUAGAAAAGUCUACAAUCUAAACGACGCAAUCUUACGGUGCACUAUUCAGGUGUAUCCGAGAUCAUGGACUGCCAUAUACAUAGCACUGGACAAUGUAGGAAUGUGGAAUAUGAGAUCAGAGAUAUGGGAAAGACAAUACUUGGGACAACAGUUCUACAUGCGUGUUUACACAACCUCUACUUCUCUCAGAGAUGAAUACUUGAUCCCUAAGAACGCUCUUCUGUGUGGCAGGGCCAGCAGCAGCCACAGAUGA
This is a messenger RNA of Arabidopsis thaliana (thale cress), 1617 nucleotides long. It is a transcript of the gene sks7, whose product is annotated as SKU5 similar 7. The record is from RefSeq and is marked reviewed. Lineage: Eukaryota; Viridiplantae; Streptophyta; Magnoliopsida; Brassicales; Brassicaceae. Bases 1 to 1617 code for a protein of 538 amino acids. Gene Ontology annotation, molecular function: oxidoreductase activity; copper ion binding. The transcript has 8 exons.